Centruroides sculpturatus (bark scorpion) is the source of this 2247-nucleotide messenger RNA. Its product is annotated as piggyBac transposable element-derived protein 4-like. Bases 158 to 1867 code for a protein of 569 amino acids. The transcript has a single exon. The record is from RefSeq and is a predicted model, not a curated record. Lineage: Eukaryota; Metazoa; Arthropoda; Arachnida; Scorpiones; Buthidae.
GACCCGUUACUACAGCUACCCGUUACGAUAACCUUGUGAGGUAAUACACUAGCGAUCUCCUCUGUAGUUGCUUUGUGUUCAAGCCAGUACAGUGUGAUGAAAAGUUUCGAUGAUUACAAAUCCCUUCAUUUACUUACAGACCAAGUAAAGAGGCAAAAUGGAGUCGAAGAAAGCAAAGAAACGAAGAUACGAAUACGAAAUUGAAUGGGAUAGCUGCAGUUCAGACGACACCCUAAGAUACACCAGACAUGAGGUGUGUGAUGUUAGUGACAGUGAUACAGAUGAAUACGAAUCAAGUGAAAGCGAUGAAGGUGAGUCUUGGAGUCUUUCAGGAGAAGCGAGAGAACCCUUUCCCACAGAUAGCAAUUUAGGAAAGGUUAACGCCAACAUUCCUUUCUUGGAUCGUAAUCCGGAAACGAUAUUUGAAUACUUCUUUACGCAAGAAUUAACAGAAUCCAUAGUGUUACACACAAAUAUUUACGCGAGGAAAAUAUUUAAGAAGAAGAAGAAGAAGAAGAUACGCGAAGAAACACAGAAAAAAUUAAGCAAAAGUCUACAAUGGAAAGAAACUAAUUGUGAUGAAGUGAAGUUAUUUCUUGCUUUACUCAUCCUACAAGGAAUAGUGAAAAAGCCAGAUAUGAGACUGUAUUUUACUAAGGAUAAAAUGCUGGCCACCCCGUUCUUUGGAGAGAUCAUGACAAGAGAUAGGUUUGUAGAUCUUUUAAGGUUUAUGCAUUUUACUAUCGAUUCGGAACAAAGUAGGAAUGAAUACGAUUACCAUUUCUUUCAAUUCUUACCGCUUUUGAAUCAUCUAAAAGAGAAAUGGCAGGAGAUCUACACGCCAGAAAGGGAUAUAAGUAUAGACGAGAGCCUACUUCUGUGGAAGGGUCGUGGUGUCGUAUGGAGAACCUACAUACCAAGGAAGAGGGCACGUAUGGGAGUAAAGUCUUACCUUCUCUGCGAAUCGUCCACAGGAUACGUCUACGAUAUGAUGAUCUAUACAGGAGAAUCUACACUUUUGUCCAAUAAAGUAAAGGAUCUCGACCUUAAAGGAUUUAAUAAAACAUCCAGGGUGGUGUUAACUCUGAUGGAAAGUCUACUGGACAAAGGUCAUAGGUUAUUUCUGGAUAACUAUUAUUCUUCGCCCAAGUUAUACGACACGUUAGCACGUUACAAAACUGAUGUAGUGGGUACUGUUCGAAUGAACAGGAAAGAUUUGCCACCAGGUAUGAAGAAUAAAGUCCUAAAACCCGGGGAAGUUUGCUCGUGGUAUCGUGGAAGACUCAUGGCACUGAAAUGGCACGAUAAAAGAGACGUGUGUAUGCUUUCUACCAUACACGACGGUAGCAUGAGAAGUCAUAAAGGUAGAGGACGGAAAACUACGAUGAAACCUGCAGCAGUGUUGGAUUAUAACAAAGGAAUGGGAGGUGUCGAUUUGGCAGAUCAAUGCAUUAGUAAUUACGCUAUAAAAAAGAAGCGCAUGAAAAAAUUUUACAUAAAGAUGUUUCUUCAUCUCGUAGAAAUUACGGUGUUUAAUUCGUACAUAAUUUAUACAAAAUACGGUGCUAAAACAAGACGUUUGAACUUCAUGUUAAAUUUAGUGUCUAAUCUCAUAAAGAAAUGCGCUCAAAGCAGCAAUCUUGAAAGAUAUAAACAUUCGAAAACGGAUCUAAUAAGGUUAAGCGAAAGGCACUUUAUAACCUAUAACCCUUCUACGGCAAAUUUUGUUCGUCCCUAUAGAAGAUGUUUUGUUUGUUCGCGCAAAAAGAAAAGAAAGGGAACAAUGUACAGGUGUGCAAAGUGUAAUGUUUCUCUAUGUGCUAUUCCUUGUUUCGAAAAGUAUCAUACAAAAGUACAAUUUUAUUAAGUAAAGAGUACACAAGAUUCACUUAUUGCACCUUGAAAGAGUAAUGUCUUUUGCACCUUGACUGAGCAAUUCCUUCUUUAAUUAAUCACGAUGCUCUGUGUAUUUCUCUUGUGUUGUUUAACCUCCACAUGGUUUAACCUUAUCUUAAAAGUACAGGAUAACCUGGAGAUUACUUACAAGUGAUAAUAAAACUUCCAAAAAUUUUAAUUAAUUUUAUAAAAAGGGGGUUUACGAUAUGAAAUUUCACGUACGGUUUUCAAUUAUGAACUUACGAACACUCCUUCAUUAAUUGGAAGAACUAAAAUACGAAAUACCAGUCGACCCCCCUAUAACACUGUUGAUUUUUCCGUUUUAUAUGAAUUCCAUGUUGUAUGAGCCAC